Molecule: messenger RNA, 10875 nt
Organism: Podarcis lilfordi (Lilford's wall lizard)
Lineage: Eukaryota; Metazoa; Chordata; Lepidosauria; Squamata; Lacertidae
Source: the annotation of a GenBank genome assembly
GGCUUGAGAAAGGGGGGUGGGCGUCGCUGGACCAACUCCUCCCGCCCUGCUCUUUCUGUUGCAGGAAAAGACAUCGGAAGAGCGAGCAAGGGAGGCGGAGGGGCAGAAGAGAGGACAAAGGGGUAAAGAUGCAGGGAUGGGGGGAUGAAAUGGGGAGGGGGAGGAAAGGACAAAGACCCCCUCCCUAUUCCCCCCCAAACAACCCAGAUCUUACAUGGGACGAUGAAGCCCCUCCAACACAAGAGAUCACCCCCCCAUUACACUUGGCUAUGGGAUAUGCACGGGGGGGGUGCAGUGGGCCUUUCUGGAGAGGACGUCCUUGCAGGGUUUCGUGGCGCCUUCUGCUUUGAAGCACCCCCCCCCCCCACGAACAUUAGUUCCUGGGGGGAUAGACGGAGUCCAUGGAAGGAUGAAAGGGCGAGAGAGAGGCCUGGAUAGAGACACCCCCCCUUCCUUCCUUCCUUCCUUCCUUCCCUCUCUCCCCCCCCCCCCGGUCCGUGGCUCGUCUUGCGAGGCCCCUCCGGAGGGAGAGGUGGGCGCGCUCGGAAGAUCUUGGGCGCGCAGGGCGAGGGUUGAAUGGUGCCGGGGGGAGGCAUCUGGGCGCAGGGGACACUCAGGGACGGAGGGAGGAGGGCAGAGGAAGUUGGGGGGCUGAGUGAUCAAUGGAAGCGUCCCUGGCGCGGGGGGGGGGAGCACUGUCGAACAGAGAGAUGCACGUGGCCUUUUGGAAGAGAUGUCGCCAUCUUGGGCGCUGGGGGGGGAUCUCCAGUGGGGCUGCCUUGGCUUUUUCCUUCCCGGCAAGAAAUCUGCCUUGGAGAGAGGGACAGGGAGGGAUCCUUGAAGAAAGGGGGGGUCCCAUUUCCCCACCCAGUUCUUUCCAGGAUGCUUCUUUCCAGCCACUGGAGAGAAAAGGCAGGAAGAUCCUGGGAGGAACCUCCUCCCUUAAGUUACCGGAAACUUCCUCCCUCGCUCAGGCUUCGAGUUUAUUGCAGGAGGGGGGUCCCGUGUGGGUGGUCCUGGCCCACCUCUGUGCUGGCAGGAGGUCCAAAUUUCAAGAGGGCAGACCUGGUGGGAAAGCAGCCCCCUGGCCAGGUCAGCUGCAUGAGAGCUCCAGGGAGGGCAGAAGAGAAAAGGCAUGAACGCCGUUUCGGAAGGGAUCUUCCUUUCUUCUUCCCUUUCUCCUCCUUUGUCUCCUGUCUCCUCUUUCCUCUCUUCUCUUCCUGCGGCCUUUUCACUCUCUGAGGAGGGGGAGACCAUCAGAUUCAGAGAAACAAGGGUUGUCCUGGGGGUUGGGACUCCCCCACCCAAAUGUCCAGAAUCCUCAUUUGUCUCCUUCCCCUCCUUCUCCCUUCUCUUUCAUUUCCUCCCUUACCUGGGUUUUCUUCUCUUCUUUACCUGGACUACCUUACAGGGACCUUUAGGAAGUUCUCCAGAGUAACUGUGGGACCACUGAGUUCCUUUAUCCUAAGAAGUUGUCUUCCUUUUUAUUCCUGUUCUGUUGUUCUUGCUAUACAGUUACCUUCUUAAGCACAAACUGAGCUAGCGAGAGGGUCGUCUUGCCCAUCUCGAAAGUUUCGAUUUCUGUUCUCAUCCUGAAGCAAAGUUCUUAACCAGAUGUACUAUUUCUGGGUUAGAGGAGUCUGUAACCUGAAGCGUCUGUAACCCGAGGUACCACUGUACAGCAAUCCAAAAAUAUGGGUGGAGGGUGCUAUGAAAAUGCUUUCGGGAUUCAUAUAUCAUUGAUAUAUUGGUGGGCUUCAAGGGUAAAGGACCCAAUAUCAUGAUAGGCAAUGCCCAUUGCUGGAGGAUUUACGUGUAGGUAUCUGAAUAACAAUAAUAGUUCAUUUAUAUGCCGCCCAUCUGACUGGGUUGCAGGACGGGGAUUGCCAGUAUUACAAGUAAGGUGUGUCAAUUUGCCAAUCUUACAAACUGUGCAAGAGAGUAAGUGGGUGGGGUUAUAGUUUAUAAGAAUCCUGUGAUUUUGUCCACCUGUAACUUUUCUUGUUCUAAUAAUUGUGGUACAUCCUUGCUAGAGUUUCUGAAGUAAACCUGCAAAAUCUACAAAGAGACUCACAGGUUAAUGGUGAAAUGAGUUUAUUUGUCUACAUCAUCGGACUGCUGCCCACAAAAACAGGUGCCAUCAUAUCUUUAUUGGCAUAUCUUUUAAUUGGCUGACAGAUACUUUUGGCUUUACUUCUAAAGAUGAAUAUUUUUGAAUACUUUUAACAGUCACAUAGGACAUCAAUAACACUUCUGUUUUAUUUAUUCCAGUUAGGAGAGACUCUGAUACACCAGUCUGAGCUCAUCUCCAUUGAAACAGAAAAUCACGGAGACGUGUCCUGGAGAAAUUGAGAGGUCUGUACUUUUCUGUGAGACUGUAUCUUUUUGUGUCUCAUUUCAGUGUGUGGGAAGAUAGAACGAGCCCUUCCAGGUCAGUAGGUUAUUAAGGAAUUGUAGUAUUUUGGGUCCAAUAUCAUUUCGCCAAACUGGCCUCUCCGCAGAGUUCACACAAACAGCAGCAUUCAGAGCAUAGGAAACCAAAGCACGAAGAAGAGCUAUAAAUCCACAUGACAUUCCAGACUUCAAGUAGAAUGGCUUAGUACUGGCCAAUUACAUCUGAAUGGUUGCAAAUAAGUAUUUCCUUAGCACUUGUUAUUGGUUCUUCAAUUGUUAUUACCAAGUCAUCCACAAAGGCUUUAUAUUCUUUCCUUCUGACUGAUAAUCCUUUAAUUCCUUCUGCUAAGCCUAUAUUAUUCAGGAGAACGUCCAGAACCGUUAUGAAUAACAAUGGUGAUACUGGACACCCUUGUCUUGUCCCUUUUGUAAUUUCAAUAUUUUCUGUUAAUACAUUAUCUACAAUAGGUUUUGCCUUUUGACUUGAAUAUAUUGCUUUUAUACUUCUCAUAAACAAUUGACCCAUUUGCAUCAUUUCUAAGUUUUUAAUCUUAAAUUCCCAAGAUAUUUUAUCAAAGGCCUUUUCAGCAUCCACAAAUAUUAUGGCUGCCUGCUUUUCAUUCCUGGCUGUCAAGUACUGAAUAAUAUUCACAAUAUUCCUUAUAUUGUCCUUCAUCUGUCCUUCAUCUGGCGGCCAGGAAAAAAGCCUUAAUAUUAGCAAAUAGUUCAUAAUCACUGUUCAACAAAGAAAUCGGCCUGUAGAUUUUAACCUGUAAUAAGUCUGAGUCUGGUUUGGGUAUCAGUGUAAUAUAUGCUUCUUUCCAAGUCUCUGGUAUUUCUCCUUUUUUCGAAAUAUUGUUCAUCUCUUCCUCCAAUGGUGCCAGUAGGUUGUAGCUGAAUUUUUUAUAAUAUUUAAUAACAAUAACAAGAAUUUAUUACGUAUACCCCGCCCAUCUGGCUGGGCUUCCCCAGCCACUCUGGGCGGCUUCCAACAAAAUAUUAAAAUACGGUAAUGCAUCAAACAUUAAAAGCUUCCCUAAACAGGGCUGCCGUCAGAUGUCUUCUAAAGGUCUGGUACUUAUUGUUUUCUUUGACAACUGGUGGGAGGGUGUUCCAUAGAACGAGUGCCACUACCAAGAAGGCCCUCUGCCUGGUUCCCUGUAACUUGGCUUCUCGCAGCGAGGCAGCCGCCCGAAGGCCCUUGGUGCUGGACCUCAGUGUCCGGCUAGAACGAUGAGGGUGGAGAUGCUGCUUCAGAUAUACUGGACCGAGGCCAUUUAGCACUUUAAAGGUCAGCACCAACACUUUGAACUGUGCUUGGAAACGUACUGGGAGCCAAUGUAGGUCUUUCAAGACCAGAGUUAUAUGGUCUUGGCAGCCGCACCCAGUCACCAGUCUAGCUGCCGCAUUCUGGAUUAGUUGUAGUUUCUGGGUUACCUUCAAAGGUAGCCCCACAUAGAGCGCAUUGCAGUAGUCCAAGCGAGAGAUAGGUUCUCAGCCUGCGUACCAGAUGGAGCUGAUAAACAGCUGCCCUGGACACAGAAAUGACCUGCGCCUCCAUGGACAGCUGUGUGUCCAAAAUGACUCCCAGGCUGCGCACCUGGUCCUUCAGGGGCACAGUUACCGCAUUCAGGACCAGGGAGUCAUCCACACCCACCUGCCUCCUGUCCCCUAAAAACGGUACUUCUGUCUUGCAGUAACUCCAUCCAGUCCUGGUGCUUUUCCUGAUUUGAAGUCCUUUAUUGCUCUCUAAAUUUCUUCCACUUCUAUUAAUUCAUUCAGUCUGUCCUUCUUUUCUGUUGGGUUUUGUUGCACUCCAUUCUUCUUUAAAAAUUCUGCUAUUUUGACUAUGUUCUCUUUUCCAGCUUUUUUAUACAAUUGUCUAUAGAAAUUUACAAAUCAUUUUCUUAUUUCUUUCAGAUUCUCUAUUUCUUUCUCUCCAAUUUUAAUUUCAUAUAUGUCUUUUGAGAUUUUCUUUUAUUUAUCUGCCAUGCUAGCCAUUUUCCUGGUUUAUUUGCGUUUUCAAAGUUCUUUUGUUUCAUCUUUUUAAUUUUCCAUUCUACUUCCUGAUUCACAAUUGUUGAAAAUUGACUUUGUAAUAUCUUAAUAUUUUGAUUAAUCAUUAUAUCAUUUGGGUUUUUAGCUAGUUUUUUUUCCAUUUUCCAUUAUCUCAUUUAAAAUUUCCAUUUUUUUUCUUUUCUCAGAAAGUUUUGGGUAGUUUCCCUUCUUUUGAUUCUAUUCUCUUUCUCAUUCUAUCAAUUUCCAAUGAAACUACCCCCUUCAGAUCCCCCAUAAUUAUUUUUUGAUCCACAAAGUCAAAUAAUUUCUCUUCCAACUUUCUAUAAAAUUCAGUCUUACUGCCAUUUGGUGCAUAAAUCCUGACAAUUAUCAGUUUUCCUCCCUUCUUUGUCCUUAAAGAUUUGUCUCACUUCACUUUUUUUAUAUAUACAACACCACCCCUCUCUUUUUACUCCUGUCUGAUGAAAUAAAUUCACUUCCUAAUUUCUUCUUUACCAAAAUUCUUCUAUUUUUUUGCAACAUGAGUCUCUUGUGAACAAAUACCUAAGUUUUUUUAAUAGAAUAUUUUCAAAUUUAUUUCUUUUAGUUUUGUUAUUCAAACCAUUAACAUUCUAUGUUUUAAUGCCAUUUUGUUUUUGUUACUAUUUAUUCGUGAAAUAGAGUCUUUUAAACUUGUCCUUCCUCUUCUUCUCUUAAUUUAUGUUCUUCUUCUUCUUCUUGGUCUAUGGUAUCUGUUCUGGCUGCUGCUGCAGCUACUGCCCCUUCUUCCUCUUUAUCCAGUUCCCUGUACCUUCGGAGGAAAUUUUUUACUUCAUCUAUUUUUCAGUUUAAAUUUCUUUUCCUUGUAGUAGAAUGAGACUCCUUCCGGAUGCUCCCAUUUAAAAUCUAUAUUGUUUUUUCUCAGCACUUGUGUCAGAGGUUUAUAUCUGUCGCGUCUUUUCAGCAAACAAAGUGAAAUGUCCUUAAAUAUGAUUACCAUUGCGCCAUCAAUAUAGAGCUUCUUUUCUCUAUUUUUUUAGCAAAAUUAAAUUUCUCAUCUUCUUAUCUUUAAAUAUAAUCAAACAACUUCCUGGAAACUUUCCAUUUUUUUAAUUUAACUUUUAUCCUAAAUGCAUUCAAUACUGUAUUGGCAAAUUCAUCUUUUUCAAUUCCUACUCAUUUUGCAAUUUCAAUAAUCAAUUUUUCUAAAAUAUUCUCUCCUGCUGUUUCUGGGAGAGAUCUGAUUCUCAAAUUUGUCUCUCUUUGCAUCACAUUGCACCCCACAAUUCCUCCUGUUCCUUAUUCAGCUCUGACACUGCACUUUAAUUUUUCUCAUCCUUCUUUUUUAAAUCCCUUACUUCUCGUUGCAUACGUUUCAAUCCUUCCUCUAAAUUUUGUGUUCUCUUGCUUGCAUCUUUUAUCUGGGCUUUCAUCUCAUUCACAGUUAAAUCUAAUUUUUUGUCCAUCUGCUCCCAUCUACUUUCCAUAUUUUUCUCAUUUGUUUAAUUUCUUUAAUAUCUGUCUUCUGUUACAAAAACAGUCUUGCAACAUCUCCUUCCCUUCCAUUUCUUGCUUUGACCCUCUCCGGGUCCCUCCUGGUGUUGCCCCCUCCCCUCCUUUUUUCUGUGUUGAUGUCAUUCUUAAACUGUUAUUUCCUCUUUCACCACUAGGUGGCCCUUUCACCUCCAACCAGUUCUAUAUCAAAUGUAUAUAGCCGAGAGGGGGACAAAGGGUAAAUGCUGCAGUAAUCCAGUAAUUAUUUGUACAAAAAGAAAAAGAGAAAGCAAGAGAAAACGUCUUCCGCCACUUGGUUGGCUACUCCACAGAUCUUUCGCACUUUCCACUGUAUCCCCGUCCCAAGAGCAAGAAGAAAUCAAAACUAUGUCCCAACGACACCAAAUUAUUCCGCCUCUUGGUAGCUUAAUCCAACUUCCACCGCAUUAUAUUCCAGAAAAAAGUAAAAGAGGAAGGUAAUCCCUACGAUUAUGAUGUCUUAACAAUGAAAAAGGUGAAGUUAAAAGAGAGAGAGAAAAUAAAUCCACCAUGCUCAGCAACCAAGGGGGGGGGGAUUUCCCCAAGUCUCUUCCUGUAAAUAUCUCCUCAAUUUUCUUACAGUACCAGACUUAGCAGUCUUUUUAUAUUUGUCUCUUCUGGUCUGGUAUUUUAACUCACAAGAAUAGCUCCAUAAACAUAUGUUUCUUCAAAUUGCGAAGUUUCAAUUAAAAUCAAAAGUAAAAGCCAGAAGCUCCUUCUCCAGCGGUCUCCUUCAACUCCCAAAGGGCUUCAAAUAAGUUUAUUUUUUAGGGAUUUCCCCCUCCCUUUCAGUAAACCAAAUCUUCAAAACUAAAAGAGUAUAUUUAUUAUUUUUAUUCGCUGUAAGAGAUUAGACUCUUACUCCGUUUUCGCAGCACUUUCCGCUGCCCAAGGGGAGCAUUUUCGGCGGUGGAGAGACCUCCUUAUAGCGCUGCUGGCCUCAAAAUAAUCCUUUUGAGUGUUUUGGGGGGGCUGCAGCGCCCUUGCAGACUCCCCCUUUGUCCCGCAAAGAGCUGAACUCUCCCCUAAGGGCUGAGUCCCAUCUCUUCUCAGCUCUGCGGACCAACCGGAAGUCGCUGUUUGAUGUUUAAUCAUGUUUUAAUAUUCCGUUGGGAGCUGCCCAGAUGGCUGGGGUUUGAAUAACAUAUUAUAAUUAAUUAAUUAAUUGAUUAAUUAAGUUGGAACAUAUUUUCCCCCUUUAAUUUAUAGUAUCAUUCUCUUGGCCACAUUUAGGAAAGGCAUAAUCCACUUUUGUAAUCCAAUUGACAGCUUACAUGCAAUUCGUAUAUUAUUCCAAAGGAUAUUUUCUUCUGACAUUCUUCCCGUUAGAAUUCAGCUUUUUCAGUGUCACACAUAUUUGUUUAGCCAACCACCCAAAGGAGAAAGGAAAGUGAGAGAGUCCUGGACAGAUAAUUUCCACGAGGAUAGUUCUAUAUCACAAGAAGGGCAUGAGAUAAGGUGGUCCAUUCCCUGGCCAUACUUCCUCAGGGAGACAUAGAGAAGAGAGGGGAGAAUCUAGGAGAUGCUUUAAAAAAAAAGACGGUGGUGUUAAUCAGACUCACUUUGUGUUAAGUUCCUUUUCCGUGAAACCCUAAAAUGAUUUUCUUUUCUCCCAAAGGAGAAGGUGAUCCAAAUUCUGAGGAGACACCUUCAAUUUCAUUGAGAAUAAUGAAGGCAAAGUCUGUCAGCGUGCACACUGAGUUUACCAUAAUGAACUCAACAGAAGAGAAACCAUCUAAAGCUAUGCAGUGCAAAAAGAGCUUGAACUGGAGCAAAACUCUUAGGAAAAUUCAACAAACUCGUAAGGGAGGGAAACCAAUUAAAUGUAUGGAGUGUGGAAAGAGCUUCAGUCAGCGUGGAGCACUUAGAAUCCAUCAAAGAAUUCACACAAGGGAGAAACCAUUUAAAUGUGUUGAGUGUGGAAAGAGCUUCAGUCAAAGUGGACACCUUAGAACACAUCAGCGAAUUCACACAGGAGAAAAACCAUUCAAAUGUAUGGAGUGUGGAAAAAGCUUUGUUCAUAAUGGAAGCCUAAGAACACAUCAGCGAACUCAUACAGGGGAGAAACCAUUUAAAUGUAUGGAGUGUGGAAAAAGCUUCAAUCAAAGUGAAUAUCUUAGACUGCACCAAAGAACUCACACAGGGGAGAAACCAUUUAAAUGUGUUGAGUGUGGAAAGAGCUUCAGUCAAAUUGGAAAUUAUAGAAUACAUCAGAAAACUCACACAGGGGAGAAACCAUUUAAAUGUAUGGAAUGUGGAAAGAGCUAUGGUCGUAGGGACGCCCUUACAAUACAUCAGCGAACUCACACAGGGAUGAAACCAUUUAAAUGUAUGGAAUGUGGAAAGAACUUCAGUCAAAGUGCAAACCUUAGAACGCAUGAGAAAACUCACACAGGGGAGAAACCAUUCCACUGUAUGGAGUGUGGAAAGAGCUUCCAUCAAAGUGGGCCCCUUCGAAUACAUCAGCAAACUCACACAGGGGAGAAACCAUUUAAAUGUAUGGAAUGUGGACAGAGCUUCAGUCAAAGUGGAAACCUUAGCACACAUCAGAAAACUCACACAGGGGAGAAAUCAUUUAAAUGUAUGGAGUGUGGAAAGAGCUUCAAUCGAAGUGGAUACCUUAGACUGCACCAAAGAACUCACACAGGGGAGAACCCAUAUAACUGUAUAGACUGUGGAAAGAGCUUCAGUCAAAGUGGAAAUUAUAAAAGCCACCAAAGAACUCACACAGGGGAGAAACCAUUUAAAUGUAUGGAGUGUGGAAAGAGUUUUCGUCAUAGUCUAACCUUUAGAAUACAUCAGCGAACUCACACAGGGGAGAAACCAUAUAAAUGUAUAGUGUGUGGAAAGAGCUUCACUUCAACCAAAAAUCUUAGACUGCACCAAAGAACUCACACAGGGGAGAACCCAUAUAACUGUAUGGACUGUGGAAAGAGCUUCAGUCAAAGUGGAAAUUAUAAAAGCCACCAAAGAACUCACACAGGGGAGAAACCUUUUAAAUGUAUGGAGUGUGGAAAGAGCUUCCGUAAUGGUGGAACCCUUAGAAGCCAUCUACAGACUCACACAAAGGAGAAACCAUUUAAAUGUAUGGAAUGUGGAAAAAGCUUCAGUCAAAGUGGAAACCUUAAGAGACAUCAGCAAACUCACACCAGAGAAUAACCAUUUAAAUGUAAGGAGUGUGGAAAGAGCCUCGGUAAAAGCGGACAUUUUAAAGACACCAGAGAACUUUCACAGCAGGGAGAAAAGCAUUUAAAUGUGAGGAUUGUGUGUUCAAAGAGCUUUACUGAUAGUGAAGCACAUAGAAAACAUCAGCAGACAUACAUCAGCGAGAAAUCAUUUAAAUAUAUGGAGUGUUUAAAGAGCUUUGGUCAGAGUGCAAAACAGUAGUGAACUCGCAUGGGAAGAAACCAUUUAAAUGCAUGGAGUUUGGAAGGAGCUUCAGUAGGAGUGCAGAUCUUUAUACAUCAGCCGUUAGAUACGUAGAAUAUAUGGGAAGUUCUGGUGUCUGCAUGUAAAUUUGUACACAUGUAUUCAAGUAAUGAUGUCUCACAAUAGUAAAUGCAAUAUCAUAUGUCAUGAACUGUUUGCAGAUUGCGGAGAGCGUGAACCUGCAGUGCUGGUGGUCAAUGUUGAUGCUCUUUGAGUCGGCUGAAGUUCAGUCUUUAGUAGAGAGAGUUGGAAAUGUUGGUGUUUCGGGAUUGCUAAUAGAGCAUUGUGGAAAUUACAGGGUGAAAGUUGUGAUGCUUUGGAAGCAGGGUUCGUUAUAUUAGUAGUAUACGAACAACCGUAUAACACCUAUUGUUGUAAUUAUACUAAAUGAACAAAUAAGAAACAGAAAGAGUGAGGCCAACUUCUUAUGUGCAUAAACCCCUUCUGUAGUUUUUAUAAUUGAUACACUAAUUGUGUUACAACCCUUCCUCUUCCUUGGUUCUCUGAAGCGCACAAUGUUCAGAUAAAACAUUAUUUCCAGUGGCAGCAGGAAUAGAGGAAUGAAGAAAGCAGGGUUCCUGGGGUGUCCAGAGGGGGUGUGAAAGAGACUCCCUCCCCCGCUCCUCUAGAUGAAUAAAAGCAACUGGGGGAAGAGAAGGCGGUGGAGAGAGAGAAACAUGGCCUUUGGUGGGUGAUUCUGUUUUGGGUGCUGUCAGUAACUUCUCCAGAGGGGCUCUGGGGCAUCCUUUGCUCCUCUCUCCUUCCCAAGGGUCUGUGGCUCCUCCAAGUCCUCCUAGAGAAGGAUCCAUUAAUAGGGCUUGGAGGAAAGAGUGUUCUAGAUCAGCUGCUGCAUCCUUGUUUCUCUUUGGGGUUCUGGAUCUGCCUUCUGUAUCUGCCCCCACGUUAUGCAACCUCUCAAGUCGAGACUGAACUGGUGUUUCUGUUGUAAAAUUAGUUAACCCAUUUAGCAUAUGAUAGAAUUCAUAUAACCUAACAGUGAAUGAAACAUACGUACCUUUCUUAUACCUUCAUCUUACUUUCUCUGAUGGAAGCUAUGUCUCAGUGCUCUAAUAAUUUCUAGGCUACGUGGACUUCGCAACCCCGACUUCCACCCAAUUAUCUUUCGAACAACUGUUUAAAACGUUUAGAAAUAGAAGAUUUAUGUAACCGACUCUUCUUCCCUUGAGUCUUCUUCCCAGGCGUUGGGAGCCAUUGGAAUGGUAAGCUAAGGACUUUCUAAAGGUCUGGUUGUCAGGUUGAUGAACAAUAAAUGAAUGAAAUGUAAAUCCUAAGACAGCAAGACACCAGGAUACCCAAAAUAAUGGACAGAAGAACCGUUUUAGCUCCCUGACCUGUGACCUUCCAGUACAUGUAUAACUUCUAUGAGCUAAUGCCUGUACCUUCCUCAAAAAAUCCCUCUCAAAGUUGUACUAAAAUGAACCUCUGGUUUUGAGUCGCUGGAGUUAUUGCAAUAGCAUUUCUCUCUAUAAACUGGGUGCCUUCCGGACGUUGAAUUAUCCU